GUUUUAACUACGCAAAACCCUACGCCGAUCCCGAACGAUUCCGAUCCAGAAAAUGGCAUCCGCCGCCGCCAGAUCUAUAUUCCGAUCAUGCUCCGCCCCCAGGUCAGCGUUUCGCGUCGCAUCGGAAGCCAAACCGGUUCGUUCUCCGUUCCGCAUCGCGUCCAAUAAGCCUCUCUCGCAGUCCCAAUCCACUCUCAGGUUCCCUGUGGAAUUGAGUUCGUGUGUGGAAUCGAUGAUGCCGUACCACACGGCCACUGCUUCUGCGCUCAUGAAUUCUAUGCUUUCAAUUUCGACCCGCACGAGCGCUUGGAUUCCCGAAGGUAGCUAGCAUCUCUAGGAUUCCUUGAUGUUCUUUCUACAAUUAAUUUUCGGAUUGCAAUGAUGAUGUUUGAUAAGGUCGAGAAGAUUGAAGCAAACUUUUACAUAAUAUCUGCAAUGUAUGAAAGUGUCUGCUGAAAAAAUUAGGAGAGUUGACUCGGCCAUUGUAAGGACAAGUUGAUUUCUGAAAUGGAGCUUUAAAACCUAGACCACCUGUACUUCAUUUUCUUUCUAUUUCAGAUGCAUUAGAGGAUUGCAAUUUUAUCCUCAUGAACUUUAGUGCCAAAGGCAAUUAAGUUGGAAAUGUACUACAAAGUACCAAUAAAGUUUCAUUUUGUUUUUCCAUGUUUAUUAGAAUUUUCAUAUUGAAUAGUCUAGGGAUGCUUUAUGGAUGUUAGAUUGGAGUAUGUAAUGAAAUUUCUGUAAUUCCUAUACAAUGAUGCCUCUUAAGUUUGAAUCUCAAACUAAGUCAAAGUUCCUUGUCUCGAUAUAUACUUUCUCCUUGUCAAUGACUUUGAUCUAAUGAGUUGGCUUUAUGCUCUUGGCUGACUA
Messenger RNA from Glycine soja, 870 nucleotides. RefSeq names its product protein NUCLEAR FUSION DEFECTIVE 6, chloroplastic/mitochondrial-like. NCBI's taxonomy places the organism in Eukaryota, Viridiplantae, Streptophyta, Magnoliopsida, Fabales, Fabaceae. The record is from RefSeq and is a predicted model, not a curated record. The transcript is spliced from 4 exons. Gene Ontology annotation, cellular component: mitochondrion. Bases 53 to 328 code for a protein of 91 amino acids.